Messenger RNA from Pteropus alecto (black flying fox), 2115 nucleotides. It is a transcript of the gene GFY, whose product is annotated as golgi associated olfactory signaling regulator. The transcript has 6 exons. The coding region runs from base 398 to 1942 and encodes 514 amino acids. The record is from RefSeq and is a predicted model, not a curated record. Lineage: Eukaryota; Metazoa; Chordata; Mammalia; Chiroptera; Pteropodidae.
GGGUGAAGAGGGAAGGGGCGAGGUCGGCACCUGGGUCCGAUCCAGUGACUGUGGAGCCAUUCCCAAGAUGGAGAACCCAUGAGAAGGAGUGGGUUUGGGGGAACGCUCUGAGCUCAUUCGGGAGCAGAGCUUGUCGCUAGGCUCCCAGGAUCCCCAGGGAGGGGGUCAGGUGCGUCACCUGCGCCCCUGGGACCCUACCUCCUGCAGCUCCGCCCAGAGCCAUUCUGCAGCAUUCACCGAUCUCUACAUCCAGCUCUACUCACCUGCUGUUAUCUUGGACACCACUGAACAGGCUGAGGAAUCCAGACCCUGACACCCUGUCUCUGGAGGACCGGAGACUCAGAGUUCCAAGUCUCCUUCUCACUCAGGAUCCAAGCUCUAGGCGCCUUCCAGAACUAUGAAAUCCUUCAGCCCCAUCCCCUUCCUCCUCAUCUUCCUCCUCGCCGGGCUUGGUUCCAAGGCUACCCCUUCGGCCUCACCGCCUGCAGUGUCCGACGUCCCUGAGAUGGGGUACCCCUCCCAAACCUCCCCUCAUGCUAUGGAAAAUUCCACUCACGACCAGCCUAACCCAGAAUCCCCUGGGAUUGCUUCUCUUGAGCCUUCUAAGAUGCCUCAUGCGGUUUCCCCUGAACCCUCCUCUCAUAAUUUCACUGAGACCCCCAAUCCUGACCUCCAAGAACUCCCACACUCAAAGUCUCCCGAGACCCCCCAAACUAACUCACUCAACACCUCAAUAUCAGAAUCCCUGGAGACUCCAAAAAUUAACCCCUCCCAAAUGACACAUUCAGAAACUUCUGAGAACCUCGAACAUGACCCAACUGAAAUUCCACACCAAGAAUCCCCUGAAACCCCCAAACCUAAUCCCUCCAAAACUUCACGCCCAGAAUUUCCUGAGACCUCCAACCCUGGCCCUACCCAAACUCCACACCAAGACUCCCCAGAGGUUCCAAAACUUAACUCCACUGAAAUCUCGCGUGGAGAAACCCUUGAGACCCCAAACCCUGACCCCACCAAGACCCUUCACCCCGAAUCUCCAGAAACCCAUGAGCCCGACACCACCGAGACUCCAAAUUCUGAGUUCCCCCGGACCCUCCACUCUGACCCUACCAAAACUCCCCACUCAGAAUCCCAUGUAACCCACAACCCCCGCCCCACUGAAAUCCCGCGAACAGAAUUCCCCACAACCCACUACCGAGAUGCAACAGAGAUCCCCGUGGCCUCUGACCCUGGAACCUCCACUAGUCUUCACCCAGAAACGCCUGCACCCCUCAAGGACCGAGCUACUGCCCUAAGUGAGCUGCCCCUGAAUAUCGAACCAGAAACCCUUGUGGCCAUCCAAGCUGGAUUCCUUAAAUUUCCCGCCUCAGACGCUCUUGGGACCAUUGAGCCCAAGACCUCCCAGAACUCUAGCCUUAAAGGGCCAGACCCCCUUCCUCUCUCAGCCCGGAUGGCAGGCCCCCCUGCUCCUCCAGGGCCCCCCAGUCAGCCAGCCCCUGCCACUCCAAGGGCCCCCCAGCGGCGCAGGCUCUGCCAGGCUUUAAUGCUCAUUCUCCGGCCUCUUCCUUCAGGCGUGACCCUGGCUGGGCGCCCCCGGGGCGCAGUGGGCGGGGCCCUGUGCUUCUUCUUCGCUGGGAUUGGGCUGCUGCUCGGCAUUUUCCUGCUGUUGUGGUGUCUCUACCGCCGGGCGAGUCGACAUCGGCCCUUCGCACACCACCGGCUGCCAAACGACGGAGAUGAGCCGGUCAUACAUUUGGACGCCCCGAAGGAGCCCUACGAUCUCUACUUCUAUGCGCCAGACGCCUGGGUCCCGUCACACAUCGCCACCAAGCAGCCGCCGCCCACCCCCCCGCUGCCGCCAAAGCUGCCCCCGCCGCCCCGUGGGGGCCGCCCCCAGCGUCUGGAGCCGCUCUCCCCCGCCACGCUCCCCAACAACUUCGUGUGAGCAUGGCUCGGUCUCGCCGGACCUGCGCCAUCCCCGGAUGGAGGAGAAACCCAGAGAUCCAGUCCUCCAGACGCGCUUCGCUGCUUAGUGGUACUUUCGGAUAGAGAGUCCAGCUCUCAGAGAUUGCUUUAGCUGCGAGCGGAGGCCGAAUAAAUCACGUGUUGCCACUGUUA